CAAUUUCUAGUAGAGAUGAUCCAUAUAAAAGCCUGCGGGUUUCCCAUUUCCAAGUAUCAAUUCCUUUUUACCAUUUUGCAAGCCAGUGAAAUUCUCCACUGCCUAAAAACUCCGCAAUUUUACAAAAUGUUUGCUAAAUAUUUCUUGAUCGCUGUUCUCCUCGUUGCUGGUAUCCAAGCAAUGUCCAUGAAUCCGGAGGAAAAGAUUUUCUUCACCAACAUACCCACUAGCACGACCAACCAAACUCUCAGCGUGGUUCCGGCAUCGUGCCUUAUUUUCGGCAUUCUCUGCCCAACAGGGUACACCGGACCCAGAGGCGGUUAGACUUUACCAGAUAUCAAAAACCCAUCAAUUUCAUAAAUAUGAUGUUAAAUUGGAAUAAAUUCACGUGAAAUACUGCA
This is a messenger RNA of Folsomia candida, 401 nucleotides long. RefSeq lists its product as uncharacterized. The record is from RefSeq and is a predicted model, not a curated record. The coding region runs from base 16 to 324 and encodes 102 amino acids. The transcript is spliced from 2 exons. NCBI's taxonomy places the organism in Eukaryota, Metazoa, Arthropoda, Collembola, Entomobryomorpha, Isotomidae.